Molecule: messenger RNA, 858 nt
Organism: Heterotrigona itama
Lineage: Eukaryota; Metazoa; Arthropoda; Insecta; Hymenoptera; Apidae
Source: the annotation of a GenBank genome assembly
AUGACGCUACGCGUACUACGAGCCGUAGACUACGUAGUCUACAGCACGACGUUGUAUUCGUGGUUGAAUUUUUCGGCAGCCAAUCAGAGCUCGCCAUGGGUAUCACGUGAUCAACUUCGAUUUCAAUUAACGCUGCCGGAACAAGGAAAAGAAACAUUAAUUAAAAGUUAUUUUAGAAAUAUAAUGUCGGACAACAAUGUAAACAUUAUUCACGAAAUAAACAGGAUAAAUUUGGAGUUGAAGAAGAAGUUGGAAGUAAUUUCAAAAUGGAGAGUCGAGUGUGCUCAGAUGGAGUUAGAGUUUUUGAAACUGUACACUCCGGAAUGUGUCGAAAUUCUCGAGUCGCUGAAGGAAACAGCCGACACAAAUGUCGAUUCCAGCACCGAGCCUGAUAAUUCUUUAUAACUCACACGCCCGUAUAUACAAACGCAGUUUUCAAUAAUACCGGACGAUACCGGAUACAUUUAUUUUGAAAUAUAUUUAUUACAUUCGAAUAUAGGACACAUAGAAUGUAUUCAUGGCUUCAAUAACGCAAAGACAGACAAUAUAGAUACACAUAUCCUUUUGUUUGAUGAAAUAUAAAUUUACACUAUGACAAAUUUAGUGUCUCUUUUCAAAUUUAUUUCCUAAUAUCGAUAUACUUCGAUACAUUACGUUCCAUCUUGACAGGGGGAAAUGCACAGAUAAACAAGAUACUUUGACGCAGCACCGCUUUUGUGGAAGCAUUUGCGUGGAAGCAUGUAAAGUUCGAGUAAACUCAAACAUCGGAACAAAGUAACGAGAAUGAACCUUAUGUACUCCGUACUGCGAGAAUAUUGCUGAAAGUCAUCAUCCAUUGUAAAAAAAAAAGAAAAAAAA